UUCAACAUGGCGGACCAAGAGCAAGCUCGUCGCAAGCGGACUCAGCCAACCUGGGCCCCUCCGGCCGGGAGUCCUGACACCCCCCUCAAACUCUACAAUAGUCUCACCCGCAAGAAGGAGGUGUUUGUGCCGCAGAAAGGCCGUCGUGUUGGCUGGUACAGCUGCGGGCCGACGGUGUACGACACGUCGCACAUGGGUCACGCCAGGUCGUACAUCUCCUUCGACAUCCUGCGCCGCAUCAUGAAGGACUACUUCAACUACGACGUCCUCUACGCCAUGAACAUCACCGACAUAGACGACAAGAUCAUCAAACGUGCCAGACAGAACUACCUGUUGGAACAGUACCUGGACAAGAAGCCGUCAGGAAAACAGCUUCUGCAGGACGUACAGACAGCUAUGCAGCCUUACAGGGAGAAGUUGGAAAGGGAAACUGACCCUGACAAGAAAGCCAUGUUACAGAGAAUAACAAACAAAGUGGAAGAAACAGUCUCCCAGCUCGGGCAGGUAGCAGAGAAUAGCCCAGAUGCCAGUAAAGGGGAGGAACUCAAAAAGGCUCUUGUAGGGGAUGCCAGAGACCCACUGUCAGAGUGGCUGGACUCAAUGCAUGGAUCCGAGGUGACUGACAACUCCAUCUUCACAAAGUUGCCCCAGCAUUUCGAGGCAGAAUUUCACAAGGACAUGGAAGCCCUGAAUGUUCUCCCAGCAGACGUCCUGACAAGAGUGAGUGAGUACAUCCCAGAAGUCAUAGAAUAUGUGCAGACUAUCAUAGACAAGGGCUACGGGUAUGAGUCCAACAAGUCAGUGUAUUUUGACACCACCAAGUUCGAUGGUGCCGACGCCCACUUCUAUGCAAAGCUGGUGCCUGAAGCUUUUGGAGACAGCAAAGCAAUGCUAGAGGGUGAAGGUGACCUGAGCAUCUCCCAGGACCGUCUGAGUGAGAAGAGAUCGACCACAGACUUCGCCCUGUGGAAGGCCUCCAAACCUGGGGAACCUUCAUGGGACUCGCCAUGGGGCAUGGGUCGUCCAGGCUGGCACAUAGAGUGUUCUGUGAUGGCCAGCUCUAUCCUGGGAGGGUCACUAGACAUCCAUACGGGAGGCUACGAUCUCAAGUUCCCUCAUCAUGACAACGAAAUAGCACAGGCUGAGGCGUACUAUGAUAAUGACCACUGGGUGCGGUACUUCCUCCACUCCGGCCACCUGACCAUCGAGGGCUGUAAGAUGUCCAAGUCUCUGAAGAACUUCAUCACCAUCCAGGAGGCCCUGUCCAGGUACAGCUCCCGGCAGCUGCGUCUGGGGUUCCUGCUCCACUCCUGGAAGGACACGCUGGACUACAGCUCUGACACCAUGGGCACCGCUGUCAAGUACGAGAAGAUGAUCAAUGAGUUUUUCCUGACUGUCAAGGAUGUCCUAAGAACAGAUGCACCCCCUUUUCUGAAGUGGGACAAGCCAGAGCUUCAGCUUGCAGAAAGUUUCCAACAGAGGAAAGAAGGAGUUCACCAGGCCCUAUGUGACAACAUUGACACGAGAACAGCGAUGGACCAGAUGCGUGAGCUGGUGUCUGACAGUAAUGUGUACCUGAAGGAGAAACGAGACGCCCGCCAGCAGCCUGACCACACCCUGCUCAGGGACAUAGCAGCAUACCUCACCAGGAUGCUCAAGAUCUUUGGUGCUAUUGAGGGAGAAGAGCUUAUAGGUUUUCCUGUGGGAGGCACUAGUCAGGCGGUCAAUCUGGAGGAGACAGUCAUGCCAUACCUCAGUACCAUGGCUGAGUUCAGGGACAAGGUGCGACAAGUCGCUCGCCAACAGAAAGCUACAGAGAUCCUGCAGCUGUGUGACCGGCUGCGUGACGACGUCCUGCCGCAGCUGGGAGUCAGACUGGAGGACCACGAGGGACUGCCGCCGGUCGUCAAACUGGUGGACAAGGAGACACUUCUCAAGGAAAGAGAGGAAAAGCUUAAGAUUGAAGAAGAGAAGCGACGUCAGAAGGAAGAAAAACAACGGAAACAACAAGAACUGCAGGCAGCUAAAGAGGCCAAGAGAAGAAUCCCUCCAUCAGAGAUGUUCCUACAGGACACAGACAAGUAUUCCAACUUUGAUGACACGGGGUUCCCAACACAUGACAAAGAAGGAAAAGAGCUCAGCAAGGGGCAACAGAAGAAGUUACGGAAGCUGUACGACGCUCAGGAAAAACUGCACAACGAGUUUUUAAAGAGUCAGCAAGAAAACGUAGUGAAUGGUGCUCAGGCAAAAUGAUGAUACCUGGAACUAGUAGACAGUUACCAAUAGUUUUAUUGCUUAAACAAGUGUACAGAAAGUGCAAAAUGGAUUGAAAAGGAGCAAAAUUUUCUUCUGUUUUACUCCAUUUUGCUCUCUCUGUACUUUCUGAACAAGAAUGGCUGUUGUCACCUUUUGUAGCAAUUUGGUACCAGUAUCAACCCAACUGGUGUAUAGCAUGAACACUCUACACUACUUCACCAGCCAAAAAAAAAAAAAAA
Molecule: messenger RNA, 2495 nt
Organism: Branchiostoma belcheri (Belcher's lancelet)
Lineage: Eukaryota; Metazoa; Chordata; Leptocardii; Amphioxiformes; Branchiostomatidae
Product: cysteine--tRNA ligase, cytoplasmic-like
Exons: 23
Coding region: 7-2253 (748 amino acids)
Biological process (GO): cysteinyl-tRNA aminoacylation
Cellular component (GO): cytoplasm
Molecular function (GO): cysteine-tRNA ligase activity; ATP binding
Source: RefSeq, a predicted model, not a curated record